Messenger RNA from Balaenoptera ricei (Rice's whale), 5965 nucleotides. It is a transcript of the gene TBC1D9, whose product is annotated as TBC1 domain family member 9. The record is from RefSeq and is a predicted model, not a curated record. The transcript is spliced from 21 exons. NCBI's taxonomy places the organism in Eukaryota, Metazoa, Chordata, Mammalia, Artiodactyla, Balaenopteridae. Bases 836 to 4639 code for a protein of 1267 amino acids. Gene Ontology annotation, molecular function: calcium ion binding.
ACACACACACACACACACACACCCACCCACCGAGGUCCUCGCUGCUGGGAUGGGCGUGGGGCCCAGUGCUCGCCACCCGGUCCCCAGAAGGUUCCCCCAAAGCCAGCCGCUGCGGCCCGGCUCGGCGUGCAGGGCCCGGGGAGGAUUCGCGUCCGCGGAAGCUGGUGUCACUCGGGCUCGCUCCUGGUGAGCCGCGCUGUCGUCAUUCAUUCGCAGUGUCCGGAUCGUCCUUCCAGCUGGGAGCUGCGCUUCGCCAAGGGUGCGAGCGGCCCCGACGCGAAGUGUUAACGUGCGGUGACCUCGAGGGCUCUGAGCUGCUAGAGACGGAGGCGGCCCGGACCCUGGGUGGGCGCUGUGGGAGCAGCCGCGUCCCAGCCCACCUCUGCCCGACCCGCGGGGCCGAAUCAGCUGGCGGCGCCCGCAACCCUGCCCGGCGCCGAGCCGGAUCCCGGGGCUGAGCCACACCACUUCCUCCUCCUCCCGCUCCCCUUCCUUCUCCGCCUCCCGCUCCUCCCGCCACCGUGGGCCCCGGCCGGGCUGCGGAGCGAAGAGCCUGGGCGUCUGCGGCCGCGGGCUCGCGGAAGGCGGAGGCGCCGGGGCGAGGAUGCUGCUCGCGGUGCCCGCGUCCUCGCCAUCCUCCCCGGCCGCCCGCGGGGGCUUUGUUGUGACCCGGGCGCCGCGGGCCGCCCCCUGGUGAAGUCGCUCUCCGCCGCCGCACCUAGCUGGCGGGCUGGCGAGCGGACGGGCGGGCGCGCGUGUGCCCGGGAGUGCGCGCCGGUGCGCGCGGGACCCGACCUGCCGCCCCAUUGUGCGUGCGCCCGCGGCGCCCGGGAACAUGUGGGUGAACCCCGAAGAGGUGCUGCUGGCCAACGCGCUGUGGAUCACGGAGAGGGCCAACCCCUACUUCAUCCUGCAGCGGAGGAAGGGGCACGCGGGCGAUGGAGGCGGCGGCGGCGGACUGGCGGGGCUCCUGGUGGGCACCCUUGAUGUCGUGUUGGACUCCAGUGCCCGGGUUGCUCCUUACCGCAUCCUGUACCAGACUCCAGAUUCUUUGGUCUAUUGGACCAUCGCCUGUGGUGGUUCCAGAAAAGAAAUCACCGAACACUGGGAAUGGCUUGAGCAGAAUCUGCUGCAGACACUUUCCAUCUUUGAAAAUGAGAACGAUAUCACCACAUUUGUGAGAGGAAAAAUACAGGGCAUCAUUGCAGAGUAUAACAAAAUCAAUGAUGUGAAGGAAGAUGAUGACACAGAGAAGUUCAAGGAAGCCAUUGUGAAAUUCCAUCGGCUGUUUGGAAUGCCUGAGGAAGAGAAACUCGUCAACUAUUACUCUUGCAGCUACUGGAAGGGGAAGGUUCCCCGACAGGGUUGGAUGUACCUCAGUAUUAACCACCUUUGCUUUUAUUCUUUUCUGAUGGGAAGGGAAGCCAAGCUGGUCAUCCGGUGGGCGGACAUCACUCAGCUCGAGAAGAACGCCACGCUGCUGCUGCCUGACGUGAUCAAAGUGAACACGAGGUCCAGCGAGCAUUUCUUCUCCGUUUUCCUUAACAUCAAUGAGACCUUCAAGUUAAUGGAGCAGCUCGCCAACAUCGCCAUGAGGCAACUCUUAGACAAUGAGGGGUUUGAACAAGAUCGAUCCCUGCCUAAACUGAAAAAGAAAUCUCCUAAAAAAGUGUCUGCUCUAAAACGCGAUCUGGAUGCCAGGGCAAAGAGUGAGAGAUACCGUGCACUUUUCCGGCUGCCCAAAGAUGAAAAAUUAGAUGGCCACACAGACUGCACCCUCUGGACUCCAUUCAACAAAAUGCACAUUUUGGGGCAGAUGUUUGUGUCCACAAACUACAUCUGCUUUACCAGCAAGGAAGAAAACCUGUGCAGCCUCAUUAUCCCACUCCGAGAGGUGACGAUUGUAGAAAAGGCAGACAGCUCCAGCGUGCUCCCCAGUCCUUUAUCCAUCAGCACCAAGAACAGGAUGACCUUCCUGUUUGCCAAUUUGAGAGACAGAGACUUUCUAGUGCAGAGGAUCUCUGAUUUCCUUCAACAGACGACCUCCAAAAUAUACUCGGACAAAGAGUUUGCAGGAAGCUACAACAGUUCAGAUGAUGAGGUGUAUUCUCGGCCCAGCAGCCUCGUUUCCUCCAGUCCCCAGAGAAGCACGAGCUCCGAUGCUGACGGUGAGCGCCAGUUUAACCUCAAUGGCAACAGCGUCCCCACGGCCACACAGACCCUGAUGACCAUGUAUCGGCGGCGGUCUCCCGAGGAGUUCAACCCCAAAUUGGCCAAAGAGUUUUUGAAAGAGCAAGCCUGGAAGAUUCACUUUGCUGAGUACGGGCAAGGGAUUUGCAUGUACCGCACGGAAAAGACACGGGACCUGGUGCUGAAGGGCGUACCCGAGAGCAUGCGUGGGGAGCUCUGGCUGCUGCUGUCAGGUGCUAUCAAUGAGAAGGCCACGCAUCCCGGGUACUAUGAAGACCUCGUGGAGAAGUCCAUGGGGAAGUACAACCUCGCCACGGAGGAGAUUGAGAGGGACCUGCACCGCUCCCUCCCAGAACACCCGGCUUUCCAGAACGAAAUGGGCAUCGCCGCUCUGAGGAGAGUCUUAACGGCUUAUGCUUUUCGAAAUCCUAACAUAGGGUAUUGCCAGGCCAUGAACAUUGUCACAUCAGUGCUGCUGCUUUAUGCCAAAGAGGAGGAAGCUUUCUGGUUGCUGGUGGCUUUGUGUGAACGCAUGCUUCCUGAUUACUACAACACCAGGGUGGUUGGUGCCCUGGUGGACCAGGGUGUCUUCGAGGAACUUGCCCGGGACUAUGUCCCACAGCUGUAUGACUGCAUGCAGGACCUGGGUGUGAUUUCUACCAUCUCCCUGUCCUGGUUCCUCACACUGUUUCUCAGCGUGAUGCCCUUUGAGAGUGCAGUUGUGGUUGUCGACUGUUUCUUCUAUGAAGGAAUCAAAGUGAUAUUCCAGUUGGCCCUGGCUGUGCUGGACGCAAAUGUGGACAAACUUUUGAACUGCAAGGACGAUGGGGAGGCCAUGACCGUUUUGGGAAGGUAUUUGGACAGUGUGACCAAUAAGGACAGCACGCUGCCCCCCAUCCCUCAUCUCCACUCCCUGCUCAGUGAGGAUGUGGAGCCCUAUCCUGAGGUCGACAUCUUCAGACUCAUCAGAACUUCCUAUGAGAAAUUUGGAACUAUCCGGGCGGAUUUGAUUGAGCAGAUGAGAUUCAAACAGAGACUGAAGGUGAUCCAGACACUGGAGGAUACUACAAAACGGAACGUGGUACGAACCAUUGUGACAGAAACUUCCUUUACCAUUGAUGAGCUAGAAGAACUUUAUGCUCUUUUCAAAGCGGAACACCUAACCAGCUGCUACUGGGGUGGGAGCAGCAAUGCCCUGGACCGGCACGACCCCAGCCUGCCCUAUCUCGAGCAGUACCGCAUCGACUUUGAGCAGUUCAAGGGCAUGUUUGCUCUGCUCUUUCCCUGGGCCUGUGGAACUCACUCUGACGUGCUUGCCUCGCGCUUAUUCCAGUUAUUAGAUGAAAAUGGAGAUUCUCUGAUCAACUUCCGAGAGUUUGUCUCUGGACUGAGUGCUGCGUGCCAUGGGGACCUCACAGAGAAGCUCAAACUCCUGUACAAAAUGCACGUCUUGCCUGAGCCAUCCUCUGAUCAAGACGAGCCAGAUUCUGCUUUUGAAGCAACUCAGUACUUCUUUGAAGAUAUCACCCCAGAAUGCACACAUGUGGUUGGAUUGGACAGCAGAAGCAAACACGGUGCAGACGAUGGCUUUGUUACAGUGAGUCUAAAGCCGGACAGAGGGAAGAGGGCAAAUUCUCAAGAAAAUCGUAAUUAUCUGAGACUCUGGACUCCAGAAAAUAAAUCCAAGUCAAAGAAUGCAAAGGAUUUACCCAAAUUGAAUCAGGGGCAGUUUAUCGAGCUGUGUAAGACGAUGUAUAACAUGUUCAGCGAGGACCCCAACGAGCAGGAGCUGUACCACGCCACGGCGGCGGUGACCAGCCUCCUGCUGGAGAUCGGGGAAGUGGGCAAGCUCUUCACUCCCCAGCCUGCCAGGGAGGGCGGGAGCGGAGGCGGCGGGCCCUCCGGCAACCAGGGCGUCCCCGGCGGCGUGCUCUUCCCCACCAAAGGGCCGGGCCAGCCUUACGCGCCGGAAGCCGCGGCGCCCCUCCCGGCCAGCUUGGCGGGGGACGGCGAGGAACGCUCCCUGGGGGGCCAGAUGGAGGACAUCAAGCUAGAGGACUCCUCGCCCCGGGACCACGCGGCCUGCUCCUCCAUGCUCAUCUCCGACGACGACACCAAGGACGACAGCUCCAUGUCCUCGUACUCGGUGCUGAGUGCCGGCUCCCACGAGGAGGACAAGCUGCACUGCGAAGACAUCGGCGAGGACACGGUCCUGGUGCGCAGCGGCCAGGGCCCCGCGGCGCUGCCCCGGAGCAGCAGCCUGGACCGGGACUGGGCCAUCACCUUCGAGCAGUUCCUGGCCUCCCUCCUGACAGAGCCCGCCCUGGUGAAGUACUUUGACAAGCCCGUGUGCAUGAUGGCCAGGAUCACCAGUGCGAAAAACAUCCGGAUGAUGGGCAAGCCCCUCACCUCGGCCAGUGACUACGAGAUCUCGGCCAUGUCCGGGUGAAUCCCGCGCCUUCUGUAGGGACACGCGGGACGGGGGCGGGGGGGAGGGUCUUUUUUAUGUUCUGUGUUGGGGUUUCUUUCUUCCUUUUAAAUUAAAUAUUUAUUAGUACCCGGCUUAAAGCCUAGUGUUUUCAUAAUAUAAUACAAUGAAAGCUGUUGGAGAAAUACUUAAACACCUCGAUGUAGGCACAGUACACGCUCUUGUCGGGGGGGAGGGGGAUUUACCAGAAUACGGUUUGAUUCAAUGAAUUCCAAAAGAAAGGUGACUCUGUCCGUGAUAUGUGUGUAUUUAUAACUUCUUAAUCUUGCUGUUGAGCUGUAUACGUAGUGCUGUUUAACACUAAAUAAGGCAGCAGACGUGUAUUUGGGCUUUUUAAGUAAAAUUAGAGCUGUAAGGAACGUAGAAUGCCACAAACACAGAGUGUUCUUAAAUGGAAGAGGCACUGUCAGCUGGGGUAAGUCCUAUACCGCUUUUAGGGAGCAUUAAAACGAUUUUUUAAGAUUUGAAAUAUAUUUCAUAAAAGUCCUCUAUUCAAAAAUCAUGUUUAACAGAUGUUCCCUUUUGAGGUUCUAAGCAAUUAUGAAAGUGUAAGUGAUUUUUAUGUGAUGCCAGAAUAACACCUCUAUCUGAUCAAUUUGGACAAAUACCAGGCCAAUUUUGCAUUUAAAAAAACUGAUGAUUUAAGUCAGCGGGCCAGAAUUCAGGGGAAAUGAACAGUCUUUUGUUACAGAGAAUCUGAAAGUGGCAACAAAAAUGAUAAGAGGGCUCAGGUUUUUUGGGGGGGGGUGGGGAGUAAAAAUACUGAUGCUUCUCAUACUAGAUUUUCAGCUUCUUGUUGCUAUUUGCAAAUGAAGCAAAAAGUAAAAGAAUAAACUUUACCAUUUCCAUACUCUCCAUAGGUUCAAGAAAUUAUACCAUGUAUCACAUAGGACCAUCUUUCCAGUUAAAUCCAUGUAAAGUAGAGAUAAUGUAAAUUGAAAAAACAACCUGCAAGAUAACGUAACUGAAUGUUUAAAGCGGAACUUGUCACUUUAUAUAAAAGAAUAGUAUGCUCUAUUUCCUGAAUGGACUUGGAAAUGAAAACUAUCGCACCUGCACUUUGUAUUGUUGCUUCUUUUUUAUUCCUAUUAUAGUUUUGUCUUUUACAGAUGUUGGAGUUUUUUUCUCUUAUUGUUGAAUUCAUAAUCAUGGUCACGUUUUCUUUGCUUAUGCAGAAUAUUCCUUCUAAUGCAUUCCUUUAUUUUAGUAUCCAUUGUGUCUUUAUUAUAGCUGUUGCUGCUCUUUUUUAUUUUGUUUACAGAAUGAUUUUUUAAACUGUCCAAUGAA